Chanos chanos (milkfish) is the source of this 888-nucleotide messenger RNA. It is a transcript of the gene rgra, whose product is annotated as retinal G protein coupled receptor a. Gene Ontology annotation, biological process: phototransduction; visual perception; G protein-coupled receptor signaling pathway. Bases 1 to 888 code for a protein of 295 amino acids. NCBI's taxonomy places the organism in Eukaryota, Metazoa, Chordata, Actinopteri, Gonorynchiformes, Chanidae. Gene Ontology annotation, cellular component: membrane. The transcript has 7 exons. Gene Ontology annotation, molecular function: G protein-coupled receptor activity. The record is from RefSeq and is a predicted model, not a curated record.
AUGGUUACUUCCUAUCCUUUACCGGAGGGAUUCUCUGACUUCGAUGUGUUCUCCUUGGGGUCUUGUCUUCUCGUGGAGGGUCUCCUUGGAUUUUUCCUGAAUGCUGUCACGGUUGUUGCUUUCCUUAAAAUACGAGAAUUACGGACCCCAAGUAAUUUCCUUGUGUUUAGUUUGGCUUUGGCUGAUAUGGGAAUUUCUAUGAAUGCCACCGUUGCCGCAUUUUCAAGCUUUCUGAGAUACUGGCCUUAUGGAUCAGAUGGGUGCCAGACCCAUGGUUUCCAGGGCUUCGUGACUGCUUUGGCCAGUAUCCACUUCAUUGCCGCCAUAGCCUGGGACAGAUAUCACCAGUACUGCACCAGAACGAAGCUGCAGUGGAGCACGGCCAUCACCUUGGUGAUCUUCAUCUGGCUGUUCACUGCCUUCUGGUCAGCAAUGCCUCUGAUUGGCUGGGGAGAGUAUGACUACGAACCUCUGAGGACCUGCUGCACUCUGGACUACAGCAAGGGCGACAGGAACUACGUGUCCUACUUGAUCCCUAUGUCCAUCUUCAACAUGGCCAUCCAGGUGUUUGUGGUGCUGUCCUCCUACCAGGCCAUCGACAAGAAGUUCAAGAAAACAGGCCAGGCCAAGUUCAACUGCAGCACCCCACUGAAGACCAUGCUGCUCUGUUGGGGACCCUAUGGAAUUCUGGCUUUCUAUGCCGCCGUGGAGAACGCCAACCUGGUUUCUCCCAAACUGAGAAUGAUGGCUCCCAUUCUGGCCAAGACUUCUCCCACCUUCAACGUGUUUGUUUACGCCCUGGGUAACGAGAACUACAGGGGCGGCAUCUGGCAGUUCCUCACAGGGCAGAAGAUCGAAACACCUCAAAUUGAAAACAAGUCCAAAUAA